This is a messenger RNA of Capsella rubella, 1102 nucleotides long. RefSeq lists its product as uncharacterized. The coding region runs from base 110 to 838 and encodes 242 amino acids. Gene Ontology annotation, cellular component: mitochondrial matrix. NCBI's taxonomy places the organism in Eukaryota, Viridiplantae, Streptophyta, Magnoliopsida, Brassicales, Brassicaceae. The record is from RefSeq and is a predicted model, not a curated record. The transcript has 3 exons.
GAACGCAAGAUGAGCCGUACGAUGAAACUUGAAACAUCUUAAUGUGUUAAACCCUAAGAGGAAAACCCCCAAUUCAUUCUUUUGUACGAUUCAACGUUGUCAAGUGCCAAUGGCUCGCUUCGUCAGAUGUCUGAGGAGAACACUCUGCUCUACUUCGUCUCCUUCAAUUCCUUACCGGAACCCUAGAAUUGGUUUGCCCUCGACUCAAAAUCCGGUACUUUUAAUCAGCCGCAAAUGUCUGAGCUCGGGGAGUUACGUGUCAGAAAUGCAGAAAUCAGCUUUCCAGGGAAACAUUUUGAGACUAAUCCGUAAUGAGAUUGAUUACGAACUCGAUCACUCGCCUCCUCUUCAGCCUCCUAACACUUUUGGUCCAUUUACUGUGGAUGAACGGCCUGGAGAGCAGUGGAUUAGCUUGAAGAGGAAUUUUAAAGAGAAAGAAGACAUCAAGAUUGAAGCAACCAUGUUUGAUAAGUCAGUUCCGACUUCAAAAUCUACUAGCACUGAACCUGAAUAUAUUCUUCACAUCACCUUCAUUGUCAACAUCUCUAAGGGUGGUGCUGCUGAAGCUUUAGAGAUCAUGUGUUCUGCUUGGCCAGAUACCAUAGAGAUAUCGAACCUCUGCGUCCGUAAAGGCAGCAAGAGUUCACCGUCUUCCUAUGGUGGACCAGAGUUUGAGGAAUUAGAUGAUCAGCUUCAAGAUGCUCUUUAUCAAUUUUUAGAGGAAAGAGGUAUAAGCAAUGAGCUUGCUGUUUUCUUGCAUCAGUAUAUGAAGAACAAAGGUAAAGGUGAGUACGUUAGAUGGAUGGAGAGCAUUAAAUCUUAUGUUGAGCAAAAAUAGACAUCAGCCUGCAACAAAAAGUCUUCAACUUUUUCCACUCUUUGGUUCCAUAGGAUGCAGUAGCCGUUGUGUCUGUGACUAUGACUCUCUUUGAUUUGGAUAUGCUUCGAUAAAGUCAUUUUGCAAAAAAAAAAAUUGUUUGUUGGGAGUUUGGCUUGCAGAUUGUGUAAAAACUACCCUAGAUGCAUAAUUACCAGCAUGGACAGUCAUACAUUAACAUCAAUCUAGCAAUACAUGUCACAUAAUUCUGGUGUGUCUUGUUUG